Molecule: messenger RNA, 1137 nt
Organism: Vanderwaltozyma polyspora DSM 70294
Lineage: Eukaryota; Fungi; Ascomycota; Saccharomycetes; Saccharomycetales; Saccharomycetaceae
Gene: PFA4
Product: palmitoyltransferase PFA4
Exons: 1
Coding region: 1-1137 (378 amino acids)
Biological process (GO): peptidyl-L-cysteine S-palmitoylation; protein targeting to membrane
Cellular component (GO): endoplasmic reticulum membrane; endoplasmic reticulum; Golgi apparatus
Molecular function (GO): protein-cysteine S-palmitoyltransferase activity
Source: RefSeq, a predicted model, not a curated record
AUGCCGGUUAAAUUGAAGUACCCUUGGAUGGGAAUAGCAAUCCCAUGUUUUCUCAUUUCAUUCAUUGCCUAUACAGCUCAUUAUUUUAUAUUAUUAAAUUUUCUAUCAAUUGGAAAACAGAUAUGGUUUGAGAUCAGUGUGACAAUGAUAUGGAUAUCGUAUUACUUAGCAAUUUACACCAAUCCAGGGAAGCCAGGUUCCAAUUAUAUCCCACCUUCCAAUCAAUGGAAGAACUAUUGCAAAAAGUGCAAUGCAUAUAAACCUGAAAGGACUCACCACUGUAAAACUUGCCAACAAUGUGUUUUAAUGAUGGACCAUCAUUGUCCUUGGACAAUGAAUUGUGUUGGAUACAAAAAUUUCCCUCAUUUUCUAAGAUUUUUGUUUUGGGUUAUAGUAACAACAACAUACUUACUAUAUUUUUUAAUUUCAAGAAUAGUCUUUUUAUGGAAAUCAAGAAACUUACCUAGUUACCUAUUCAACAAAUCUGAAAUAAUAUUUCUUACAAUAACAACACCUAUGGAUGGGUUUGUUUUACUUACGAUAUCGUUAUUAUUUAUACGUUGUACGGUGAAUCAACUUUUAUCAGGUAGAACUCAAAUUGAAACUUGGGAAAACGAAAGAUUAGAAUCUUUAUUCUAUUUAAGAAGACUAAAACCUCAAUUAAUAUCCAAUUUAUGGGAAUUCCAUCCUGAGCUUAAAACUCCAGAUAAUGAAGCCAAGGCAGAGAAGAUAGUAUCAAAAAGAAUAAGAUUUGAUCUACUUGUUAGCUUUCCUUAUGAUCUAGGGUUAAUAAACAAUAUCACAACUGUGUUAGGAUCACCUGUAACAUGGCUUUGGUUUUAUGGUGAACCUUCUGGAGAUGGAAUGCUAUUUAAGAAAAAUGAGUACUCGUUAUUUGAAGAAGAUUCAAUUCUGGAGGAUCAAAUAUUAUCCUUACCAUGGCCACCAGAUGGAGGAAAACACGGUUUCAAUAUUGAAAAUAGUUCAACUAAUAGCAUAGAAACCUCAACAAAAGAUGGCGAACAUGUCAUAAGAAAAAGAUCACCAGUGAGUAAGCUCCUAGAGAGUAGAACUCAGUGGUAUAAUGAUUGGGGUGAGAACUUAGAAGAUUUUGGUGUCGAUAUCGAUGUAGAGUAA